GUUUUCAUUCCCCCACCACUUUCCCCACACAGUCAUGUCGCGUUAGAGAUAUGGAAUCAUUUGAGCACGCCAUAGUGCAGGGCACGCAUGCUAUUUCCCGCCCGGUAGCCCUGGCCCUGCACCUAUGCUUUGGAUUGACCUACGCAACGCAUUUGUAUAGGCACCGUCUGGAAUGGGCUCACGGAAAAUGGGCGUUGAACUGUUUCCUAUUCCCGCUUCAGGGCGGCCAUCGCCAUGCGGUGUUCCAGGUGUUCGCUUGGGGGCUUUGGGGACUCUCCGCCGCCAUCAGCGUUCCAAUAUAUGUUUCGCUGCUGGCGGAGAGUGAGAUCGGCAUCAGAGAGGAUGCCAGCUGGUUCAAUGUUCGCAGCUUUAUGUCGAUGCUAGGCCUGCGCCGGCCGCUCAUCCCGCUAACCCACAUAGACGUGGCUUCGGGUGCUGCUGCCGUGUCAAGUCUCUGGGGCGAGCUCUUCCUGCUGAAAGCUCUAUUAGUAUUUGACGGCAGCGCACGACUGGUUCAGCGCGGUCGUGGCGGCAAGGCGCCCUGCAAGGAUCUCCGUGCCGACUGCCGCGGCGGCGAGAAGCCCACAGCAGCUGCUACUGCUACACCAGGGGGCAAGCAGAACCAGGCGAGCGGCGUCUGGAAUCGGGAGCAGCGGCACCAGCAGCCGCACCGGAAGCAGCACCAGCAGCAGGCAACUGGUUGCCCCCCGCCUGGCCAGCCUGCUGGUGUGCCUGAUGGGCGGCGCGCUGUCGCUCACCGGCUGUGUGCUGCUGCUGGCGCUGGAGCACAUGCCGGACACGGCGUCACGCGUGCUGUACUGCUGCCUGGCGCUGUCGUGCGUUGCCAUCGGCGCCAGCAGCACGCACGGACUGGGCGGCCACCUGAGGUACUGCGCGGGAGCAGCCAGCAGCGCGGGCGCGGCGGUGCUGCGGGCGGGAGGAG
Messenger RNA from Astrephomene gubernaculifera, 943 nucleotides. Lineage: Eukaryota; Viridiplantae; Chlorophyta; Chlorophyceae; Chlamydomonadales; Astrephomenaceae. The record is from the annotation of a GenBank genome assembly.